AUGGAGAAUUUGGAGAUUGUUCAGAAAGUUGGAGUUGUUUUGGUUUGUGUGUAUUUAUCAUGGAGGAUCAUUAGAUACAUUUGGAGCUUUUUGGAUGUUGAAAAAGAUCCUCUUAUUGUGCUUGUUACUGGAGCUGCAGGCCAAAUAGCCUAUGCCCUAUUUCCAAUGAUCGCAAAAGGGGCAAUGUUAGGUCCAGAUCAACCAGUAAUUCUACACAUGCUUGAUAUUGAGCCUGCUGGUGACAUCUUGAAAGGGGUAAAAUUGGAACUAAUGGAUGGAGCAUUCCCUCUUCUCAAAGGUGUUAUUACCACAACUGAUGUUAUUGAAGCUUGUAAAGGUGUCGAUAUUGCAAUCAUGCUUGGUGGAUUCCCUCGUAGAAAAGGAAUGAGUAAUAAAGAUUUAAUAUCCAAGAAUAUCGGUAUAUACAAAGCUCAAGCUUCAGCCUUGGAACAACAUGCAGAUACAAAUUGCAAGGUUCUUGUGGUUGCUAAUCCUGCAAAUACGAACGCGCUCAUCUUGAAAGAAUACGCGCCUUCAAUCCCCGAAGAGAAUAUCAUAUCCCUCACAAGACUUGAUCAUAAUCGCGCGUUAAACCAAUUAUCUGAGAAUCUAAAUGUUCAUGUUGGUGAUGUAAAAAAUGUUAUUAUGUGGGGAAAUCACUCCUCAAACCAAUAUCCAGACGCUAAUCAUGCUAUGGUCAACAUUGGUGUUGGACAUAAAUCCGUGAAAGAACUUGUUACCGAUGAUAAUUGGUUGAACACGGAGUUCAUAACAAAUGUGCAACGAAGAGGUGAAGUUAUAAUAAAAUCUAGAAGGUUGUCUAGUGCUUUAUCAGCUGCAAGUGCUACGUGUGAUCAUAUGCGUGAUUGGAUUCUUGGUACUCCCAAGGGAACAUGGGUGUCGAUGGGAGUUUAUUCGGACGGGUCGUAUGGUAUCCAACCGGGGCUAAUUUACUCGUUCCCUGUCACUUGUGAGAAAGGCGAAUGGUCAAUUGUUCAAGGGCUAAAGAUUGAUAAGUUUGCAAGGGAGAAGAUGGAUGCUUUAGAAAAAGAGCUCAUUGAGGAAAAAAACUUUGCCUACUCAUGCCUCCAUUGA
Molecule: messenger RNA, 1095 nt
Organism: Lactuca saligna
Lineage: Eukaryota; Viridiplantae; Streptophyta; Magnoliopsida; Asterales; Asteraceae
Source: the annotation of a GenBank genome assembly